Messenger RNA from Zymoseptoria tritici IPO323, 375 nucleotides. RefSeq lists its product as uncharacterized. The transcript has 2 exons. The coding region runs from base 1 to 375 and encodes 124 amino acids. Lineage: Eukaryota; Fungi; Ascomycota; Dothideomycetes; Mycosphaerellales; Mycosphaerellaceae. The record is from RefSeq and is a predicted model, not a curated record.
AUGAACUCCACACACGACUCAACCGCCGGCGGUGUCGGACGAGUAGGACACGAACGUAUCGGGGAAGAAUACCUCACUCGGCUGGGCUACUCGAAGAAAGUCGGGUUUCUGGUAGGAUCACAUGCUGCAGCAAAGAGAUUUCUCUGCGGGACCGAUCCUGCCUAUCACGAUACGCUUUCGGGAGCGAGCAAGAAGUCGCUGGUCUUUCAAGGAGAGCCCAUGAGAGGCGACGAGCUUAAUGAGUGGGCUGCGAAUCCUUGGUGCGACGAGAUGUGCCAACUCCGAAAAUGGGACGACGCAGCGAAGGACGUAGGCCUCGAGACCGAUCCCGCAAACGCGUACGAGGCGAUGAUCGUGCGUCUGUUGAAGAGCUGA